GCCGCCGCCGGACGUUGCUGCCGUUGCCUAGCGAGGCGCUGUCAACAGCGGGCAGCGCGGGCGCGGCGGCCGCGACGGGAGUUGGCGGGCCGUCUCCGCCUCCCGGCCGCGCCGCCCUCCGCCCUUUCUUCUCCUGCGCUUGGCGGUAUCGCCGGGCUGCGCGGUUCUUCGUUAGUGAGAGCUCCUGGAAGCGGCCGGUCCCGAGCUCAGCAGGUUUGGAAAGAGGCUGGGCCGCUGCCACAGCGCUGCCCGCCCGCUGCUUCCCGGCACCGCGGCGUUCCGUGGUUCGACGUGCGGUGCGGCGCCUUCCGAUGUUCGCCCGUUGUUAGGCGGCGGUGCAUCGGUUGCAGAAAACAGUGGAUGAGAUGAGCACACAAACUGUAACAUUUGCAGUGACUAUGUGAAUACCAAGUGGGGAGCACAGAAAUGGAGGCUGGCAUGGAGGAAAUCCCGGUUAAAGUUGCAGUAAGGAUCCGACCUCUGCUUUCCAAGGAAGUACUUCAUAACCACCAAGUGUGUGUGAGAUUAGUUCCAAAUACACAACAAAUCAUCAUUGGAAAAGACCGUGCCUUCACUUUUGAUUAUGUAUUUGGCAAAAACUCAACCCAAGAAGAAGUUUAUACAGUUUGCAUUAAGCCUCUUCUACUGUCUUUAACAGAGGGAUACAAUGCUACAGUAUUUGCAUAUGGACAGACAGGCUCUGGGAAAACUUACACCAUUGGAGGUGGUCACAUUGCCUCAAUUGCAGAGGAUGAACAGGGCAUAAUCCCACGGGCUAUUCAGGAAUUAUUUCAGCAUAUUUCUGAAAACCAUAACAUUGACUUCCAUGUGAAAGUAUCUUAUAUAGAGGUCUACAAGGAAGAACUUCGUGAUUUAUUGGAGUUGGAGACCUCUGUGAAAGAUCUGCAUAUCCGAGAAGAUGAAAAGGGGAAUACAGUGAUUGUUGGUGCUAAGGAAUUCCAAGUAGAAUGUGCUGAUGAAGUAAUGAGCCUGUUGGAAAGUGGCAAUGCAGCUCGUCACACAGGCACAACACAAAUGAAUGAGCACUCUAGUCGAUCUCACGCCAUUUUUACCAUCAGUAUUUGUCAGAAACCAUCUGCAGAAUCUCAGAAAAAUACUGAUGUUCCACAGAAUCCAUCUUGGAAGUCGGUCAGAAUGAUUGCUUCAAAGUUCCAUUUUGUGGAUUUGGCAGGAUCAGAGAGAGUGACAAAGACUGGAAACACUGGUGAACGGUUCAAAGAAUCAAUUCAGAUAAAUAGUGGUUUGCUGGCCUUAGGAAAUGUCAUCAGUGCUCUUGGAGACCCAAAAAGAAAAAGCGUACAUAUUCCAUACAGGGAUGCUAAAAUCACUCGUAUUCUGAAAGACUCGCUAGGAGGUAAUGCCAAGACUGUCAUGAUAACAUGUAUAAGUCCAUCCUCAUCAGACUUCGAUGAAUCUUUAAAUUCACUCAAAUAUGCCAACAGGGCCAAAAACAUCAGAAAUAAACCAGUUGUAAACUACAACCCUGAUCAAGACCGGAUUGAUGAAAUGGAACUUGAAAUCAGAUUGCUCCGAGAAGCUUUGCAGAACCAGCAAGUAAGUAAUCAGUGUUCACAUGACUUAAAUCAAGAAAGAAUUCGAAUCAGUUCGCUAGAAGAGCAGCUCACCCAGCUUCAAGUUCAGUGCUUCAGUUAUAAAAACUGCAUAGAUGAAGCUUUCCCAUUCCUGGUUGACUUGAAUGAUGAUGUUAGCUUAAAAAAAAGUCAGCGGGACAGGUUGCAGAGUUGGAUCACCAUGGUGCAAGAAGUAAGGAAAGAAGCUCUCACCAUGCAGCAAGCUGACAACAGGACUGGGACCAGCCACGAGCCUCAUCAUAUCACAGUCCUUCAGCUAAAGCGGGAACUCAAGAAAUGCCAGCAGGCUUUAGUCAUGGAUGAAGAAGUAUUCAGCCAGAAGGAUCAUGAACUAAUGAUGCUACAGAAUCAGAUAAAGUCAUUAAUACAGGAAAAUGAAGAACACCUGCGAUCUUUAAAGAAGGCUGUAGAAACACAGAGAUUACAGAAUGAGAAAAUGGUGGAACAGCAGAUCCUUAUUGAUCAGCUAAAAGAAAAACUGGAGAAGUUUACAGUUGUGAAAACGCUGGACUUCUCAAGUGCCUGUGAAGAUGAACCUGCUGUUGUGGCAUCUGCAAGGAGGCCAUACAGUGUCCCACUUACAAAGAGCCUGCUGCACUCAUUUCACCCACCUUCAGGGACAGAGACCCGAAAGGUAUAUACCAGUCCCCCUGCCUUCUCCCUGGCUCGGAUGAUGGCGGGAUUCCGUGCUCGCAGCCAGAUGAUACUGAGCUGCAUAGAAGAUCAAGAUGAAGUUCUUCGCUGCCACCUCUCUGAUGAGAGUGAUGGAGAGGAAGAAAAUACACAUAGUAAACAGAAAAGCUCAUUUAAGCAUUCAAUAAAUCGCACAUGGACACGAAAACAAGCUCUGUGCUUUCCCUUUGAGCUAACUGACAUGAAAUGUCAAGUAGAAAAUUCCAGUUUGUCCAACAAAUCUGCACUACAGAAUGACACACCCACAGGUGAAGAGAUGGACAGCCUCCAGAAAAGUCAUGUUUUCAACAUGCAGAAGUUAAAGAAUUCAGAGUUAAGACUCACUGAGGCCCAGCAGAAAAUUAGAGAACUUGCACUUAAUAUCAAAAUGAAGGAGGAACUUAUUAAGGAAUUGGUAAGAACAGGUAAGGAUGCACAGUCUGUAAGCAGGCAAUAUACUCUGAAGAUGUCUAAGCUGGAGCAAGAAUCUGAGCAGGCCAAAAUGGAACUGGCUGAAACACAACAGCAGCUUCAAGAGCUGGAGAGUAAGGAGGUCAGAGACAUUCAAGAGAAAGCCAGGUUACAAAAAGAGUUCCGGAAGAAGAUGGAUGCAGCUAAGUUGAAAGUGCAGGCCUUACAGAAAAAGAAGCAAGAUUCUAAGAAACUGGCUUCGUUAUCUAACCAAAGUGAAAAACGAGCAACAGAACUUGAGCAGAACAUCGUUCAGAUGAAGCAUCAGCAGACCUUGCUAGAGAAAAGACUGCAUGAGGAGAGUGAAAAAAAGAAGCAACUAGAAACAGAGAUUCAGCGAGACCAGCAACAAAUUAAAGAACUGCAGCUUAAGAUGGAACAACAACAGGAGAUUCUUACACUUAAAGAUAAAGAGAUUGCUGCAUUUAAAAAGAAUAACAACUCUGCAGGAGCUUCACAGAAGUCAGAGAAAUUAGAAGAGCAAAAGAAAUGGCUGGACGAAGAAAUGGAAAGAAUUCUCCAACAGCACCGACAAUUAGCAGAACUAGAAGAAGAUUUAAAGAAAAGAGAAGCCAUUGUAGCAAAAAAAGAAGCACUAUUGCAAGAGAAAAGCCACCUAGAAAUCAGGAAACUGAGAUCUAGCCAGGCUUUAAAUAAAGAUAGUAUGAAAUUGUCUUCUCGCUUAAGUAUGCUGGACCAGGAAUUGUGUGAUAAAAGUAUGCAGCUUCAGGAAAGCACUACUGAAGACAGGACAGACAUUCUGGAAAAAAUCCAGGUUCUUCAGAAGGAAAGAGAUCAGCUGCUCACAAGAAGAAAUAGUGUGGAUGAGAAAUUGAAAGAGGGUAAAGUGUUGUCAGCUGAAGAGGAACAUAUCCUUUUCCAAUUAGAAGAAGGAAUUGAAGCCCUGGAGGCUGCUAUUGAUUACAAGAAUGAAAGUAUUCAGAGUCGACAGCAUUUGCUUAGAUCUUCUUCACAAAUCCUUUCACAGAGUGAGGAUAACAUAAUAGGAAAACUAGUUUCCUUGUCUGCUGCUGAACUUAGAGCUAUCCUAUUCAGAUAUUUUAAUAAGAUUGUUGGCCUGCGUGAGACUGAACGUAAGUUACAACUGCAGACUGAAGAACAGGAAAUGAAGGUCAUAGAACAGGAAAAUAUAAUACGUGAAUUAGAAUCUGCGCUUGAACACAUCAAGUUGCAAUGUGAUAGGCAGCUAACUCUACAACACAAAGAACAUGAGAAAAAACUACAAUUGAUACUGCAUCAUUUCAGAGAACAAGAUGGUGAAGGUAUUGCAGAAACCUUGAAAGAGUAUGAAGUGAAAGUACAGCAACUGGAAAAGGAGUUAUUUUUCUACAAGACAACCAGCAGAGAGCUGAAGAAGAAACUGAAAAGCUUCCUUGGAGAGUCAUCCCACCAACUACUCGCACCCUCUAAAUAUAACAAGGCUGGUGACAAGGCAUCCAGUCAAGAUGAAGCAGAAGUUGCAUCUGAAGAGUUGAAGCUGAAACCCUGUAGUCAAGCAGGAAAAAUAAAAGAAGCAGAGAGAACAAAUAUUUUAAGGGCACAGCAGAAUUCGUACAAGCUUGGAGAAGACGUAUCAGAAUUUGGAUGCAACAAAGAGUGCUUGUCAAGCACUGUUGACGACAGACUAGAAGAUGAAACUCAGCCUUCAAAGCCUCAUUCUCUCCUACCUUCUGUCAUCCACAGAAGAGAGACUGUAACACAGUUUCAAGGAGUAACCCCUGUAAAACUAUCUCGGAGAGAGUUACGUCAUAUCCCUCCCUCUGAAUUAUCUUUGAGGAGAUCAAGCCUUGGAGCUGGUGUCAGCUUUAUUGCUCCAGAUUCCAUUGAAAUGGACAAAAAGUAGUAUCACUAAGACAUAGUUACUCGUUAUUGAAUUUUUAAUAUCUGUUGCUUCUGAAGCAAUGUUGCUAAAUUUCCUUGUUACAUGAUAGCCACAGAUAAAUGAAUAAUUCUGCUUUGGUUCUUGUGGCUGGUAGGUACUUGUGGUGUUCACACAGUUUCAGUGAAUAUUAGAUUUUAACUAACAUGGUAUCUAUGGGCAUAUCAUUCAAAGUCCUUUUAACGUUGUAGAAAUUGUAUGAUAUUCGUUUUUUUUUUUUCUCACUGAUUUGGAAAAUAAAAAAAAACUUUUUUUCAAAAACUGCACUGUGAAGUGCACUGUACUUGUGUAAUUUAGGUUUCCUAGAACAACGUGCUACUCUCUUGUGUCAGAAACAAUAAUGAAUUACUUAAUUUAUUUCAAAGUAUAGCUAGAAGAUACAGUUUGCAGAAUCUUGCCCGGUAUUGACAAUGACUGACUUCUUUAAGCUUUUUUCCUAAAUACAUUUCAUACAAACCAUGCCUGAGAUCAAAACUGAUGCCUCAAGAUAAAUUUGUUAUUUGAAAGGAAUGUGAAAGAUUUUUUAAAAAUGAUAUUUAAUUACCAUUAUUUAAAAGUCUUAUUGUAUGAGCUAAAAGUUUUACUC
Messenger RNA from Phasianus colchicus (ring-necked pheasant), 5242 nucleotides. RefSeq names its product kinesin family member 27 (gene KIF27). Gene Ontology annotation, biological process: microtubule-based movement; mitotic spindle organization; spindle elongation. NCBI's taxonomy places the organism in Eukaryota, Metazoa, Chordata, Aves, Galliformes, Phasianidae. The record is from RefSeq and is a predicted model, not a curated record. Gene Ontology annotation, molecular function: microtubule binding; ATP binding; microtubule motor activity. Gene Ontology annotation, cellular component: microtubule associated complex.